AUAUAGAAAUUGUUGAUACUUGAUUCAUGCAGUUCAUAUUUAGAUGAACUUAGUGCCAUUCAUUGGUUACAUUUGUUAUAACUUUGACAUUCAUAAGUGUAUUUGCACUGUAUUUGUGUUUAUGAAUGAUUACAAUUACAUAUGAUUUAAACUGAUGCAAUUGAACUUGGCAGGCAAUAAAUGGCUCAUUCUUGUCAUAGCUGCUUGCUUUCAUUAGCAAUACUAUUGCUUUGGGCUACCAUAUCUUCUUCCUCAAGCCGCCGUGAAAAUGGGAAUACGAUCAAGACUGCUACUUUCCUAUCCCCUAAACUUGUAUUGGGACCAGGAUCAGUGGCGGAUAGGUGGUACUACGAUCUUGAUUUUCCAAGAGGUCAUAUAUUUAUCAAAAGCUUUGAUGCUGAAGUAAUCGAUGAGGCUGGCAAUCCAAUUCCGCUCUAUGAAACUUACCUUCACCACUGGCUUGUUACGAGAUACUAUCAACCAAAGAACGGUUCCAAUCUCCCAUCAGAUCGAAUUUCUGCAGGAAAUAGUGGAAUCUGUCAAGGUGAUGUUAUGAAUCAUCAUUUUGGUCUUGGAUCGGAAACGAGAAAAACAGCUACACAUAUUCCAGAUCCUUACGGUAUAGAAGUGGGUAACCCUGCUGAAAUUCCUGCUGGUUAUGAAGAGAAAUGGAUGCUUAACGUCCAUGUUAUCGAUACAAGGGGCGUCGAAGAUAGAUUGGGAUGCACUGAAUGCAAAUGCGAUCUUUACAAUGCUACAGCUGAUAAAUUUGGUCGUCCUUUGAGGCCUGAAUACAAGGGAGGUUUGAAAUGCUGCCAUGAUCGUACACAGUGUAAAUUGAGACGAGGUUUUCAGGCCUCUAGGAGGACCCAUUACCUGCGCUAUACCGCGAAGUGGGUUGAUUGGGAUAGUUCUGCAAUCCCUGUUAAAAUCUUUAUUUUUGAUGUUACUGAUACUGGCAAAAGGGUUAAUGGCUCAUCAGAAAUUGGCUGUCAGGUUGAGUACGAAGUUAAAGGCUGCGGAAAUAGUACUGCAGCAGUUGAUGAAUGCAUUGAUGUGAGAAGAACAAGUGUGAUCAUGCCAACUGGUGGUUAUGUCAUAUAUGGUUUCGUCCACCAGCAUAGUGGCGCCAUUGGUUCAACUCUCUACGGGAAGCAACGUAGGAAAAUUCUCGAGUCCUACGUUUUGGAUGGACGUGUUAUAUGCACAUCAUUACCGACUUAUGGAAAAGGAAAAGAAGCAGGAAAUGAGGCUGGUUACGUUGUAGGAAUGUCAGCCUGUUAUCCUAAACCAGGAUCUGUCAAGAUUGCGGAAGGUGAAAAGUUAAUUGUGGAAUCAAAUUACAGCAGUACUCAAAUGCAUACCGGAGUUAUGGGGCUUUUCCACAUAUAUAUUGCAGACAGAAUACCAGAGCAGAGGCCCUUCUUAGAAUCUAUUGUUCAAAAACUAUUUGUGGCAGUUUCCAUUCAAAAACCUCCUCCUCUAUCAGUCUCUUUUAAGCAUCAAUGCUGCGUCCUGAGUCAAGAAUCAAGAAAUCAAGAAACCAAGAAUUCAAGAAAAUACGAAUCAAGAAAUCAAGAAAAUAUGAACAUUAUAAAGGACGGGAAAGAUCGAGCAUUAGUUAUCGGGAUUCAGGUUCUCUUGUUCUAUCAGAAUAUAUUGAAUUUGCUAUUUCUGAAAUUGUUUCUUGGUCUUGUGCAUUUUAGACUGCAAGUUCAAGAUCUUUUUGCUUGUUUUUGCAAGAAACAGUGGGAUAUGCAUACUUUUGAGUUCAGAUUGGUGAAAGUAAACUCUGAGUUUCAAAGAAUUUAUACUGUGCACUUGGACAGACAAUAUAUGGCUCAAUCUUCUCGAAGCUGUUUGCUUUCAUUAGCAAUACUACUGCUGCUUUCGGCUACUAUAUCUUCUUCCUCGAGCCAUCCUGUAAAUGGGAAAAAGAUCAAGACUGCUACUUUCCUAACGCCUAAAAUUGUAUUGGGACCAGGAUCAGUAGCGAAAAAGUGGUUCUACAAUCUUGAUUUUCCACGAGGUCAUAUAUUUCUCAAAAGCUUUGAUGCUGACGUAGUCGAUGAAGCUGGCAAUCCAGUUCCACUCUUUGAAACUUACCUUCACCACUGGUUUGUUUCGAGAUACUAUCAACCAACGAAUGCUUCGAUUACCGAGAACAAUAGCCCAUCAGAUAGAAUUUCUGCAGGAAAUAGCGGAAUAUGUCAAACUGAUGUUCUUAGACAUCAUUUUGGUGUUGGAUCGGAAACAAGAAAAACAGCUACACAUGUUCCAAAUCCUUAUGGUAUAGAAGUUGGUAACCCUGCUGAAAUUCCUGUUGGGUAUGAAGAGAAAUGGUUACUUAACAUCCAUGCUAUCGAUACAAGGGGCGUCGUAGAUAGGAUGGGUUGUGGUGAAUGCAAAUGUGAUCUUUACAAUGUCGCGGUUGAUGAAUUGGGUAAUCCUUUAAGGCCUGAAUACAAGGGAGGUUCUUCAUGUUGCUAUGACGGUACACAAUGCAAAGUGAAACCAGGUUUUCAGGGCUCUAGGAGAAACCUUUACCUGCGUUACACUGUGAAGUGGGUUGAUCGGGAUAGCUCAACUAUCCCUGUUAAAAUCUUUAUAUUUGAUGUUACUGAUACCGGGAAGAGGCACAAUGACUCAUCAGGACUCAGUCCACAAAAUGGCUGUCAGGUUGAGUAUGAAGUUAAAGGCUGCAGAAACACUAAUGCAGGUGUUGAUAAAUGCGUUGAUGUGAGAAGAACAAGUUUGAUCAUGCCAACUGGUGGUCAUGUCAUAUAUGGUGUUGGCCACCAGCAUCCUGGGGGCAUUGGUUCAACUCUCUACGGACAGGAUGGACGUGUUAUAUGCACAUCACUACCCGUUUAUGGAAAAGGAAAAGAAGCAGGAAAUGAGGCUGGUUACGUUGUAGGAAUGUCAACCUGUUAUCCAAAUCCAGGCUCCAUCAAGAUUGCUGAUGGAGAGACAUUAGUGUUGGAAUCAAAUUAUAGCAGUACUCAAAUGCACACUGGAAUUAUGGGGCACUUCUACAUUUUGGUUGCAGAUUUAAUGCCAAACUCUGAGACUAAGUCCUAAAGAACUAAUGCCAAAAACAGACUAUGAAUGUCUGAUGUUUGAUUAGCAGAGUAUAACCUCAGAUGUAAUUUCCGUUCUUUCAGAAAGACGGAUAGGCGAAAUCAUCCUAUGAUAAUUCUUGGAUGGCAGGAGUAGUACGUAGUAGCUCCAGUGGGACUUGCAGUCAUUGUUGCUAUUACUAAAAGAUAUAAUUUAAAAGGGGCAGAGGAUAGCUAUGAGCCAAUUCUGACAUGAAAUGGAUCAAGUUAGUUUCCAUAGCACCAUAAGAAAUCAUCUAAGUUUCAGUUCGAUUUGGAUUUACGACGAUGUGGUAGUUUAUCGACAUACUUUAUGCUUGUUUUUCUUUUUUUCUUCCUCGUUUGCUUAAAUUUGUUGCAUAGUCUACCGAGGUCUGAUAUUAUUUCUUCUGCUGCAUUAUUUGCCGAUUGUUGUAUAA
Molecule: messenger RNA, 3517 nt
Organism: Mercurialis annua (annual mercury)
Lineage: Eukaryota; Viridiplantae; Streptophyta; Magnoliopsida; Malpighiales; Euphorbiaceae
Exons: 13
Coding region: 181-3081 (966 amino acids)
Source: RefSeq, a predicted model, not a curated record